Schistosoma bovis is the source of this 6324-nucleotide messenger RNA. The record is from the annotation of a GenBank genome assembly. NCBI's taxonomy places the organism in Eukaryota, Metazoa, Platyhelminthes, Trematoda, Strigeidida, Schistosomatidae.
GGGAUGCAUUGUAGGUUCGAUUGUUUUGUUGUAGCGUUUGGAUAAAACGCUUUGAAACUAAAUAGUGAAAUUUGUUCUCUCAAAUGGAAGAUCCUGAACGACAUUUCGACUGGGAUCAUGGAUUUCCUGACAUAUCUCCUAUUUCUAACAACACAUCGUAUAGCUCAUUCAGAGUAAAUCAGUCUCUAGAUAAAAACCUAGGCAUGUAUACUUUGCCUGAAUUUCAUAACGAAGAUAAGGACGAAUUUUUUAUUUAUGGGACGUGUAUAUCAGUUCGUGGAGAGCAGUCUGAAUCCCGACCUGACUAUAUUGAUGAAACGGUAAAUGAUUCUCCAGUUCUUCCAGAAUAUACAUCAAAUGUUGAGGAAAGUUAUAAGUCAAAAAUUAAUGAAUUGCACAAACAAAUAAGAAACUUAGAGGAGGAGGCUAGUCAAGUUCCUAUUCUGCAGGACAAUUUACGUUAUUUGUAUGAAGAAAACGUACGCCUUCAUGAGAAAGAUGAAAUUAAAGAGUCCUAUAGAUUUCAAAACGGUGAACACAUUGAUAGCACUGAUGAAGAAGUAGAAGAAAUCGUUGAAGAGGAAGUCCGAACAUAUAAAAAGGCUCCUAAAACUGACCCUGUUGCUAAUGACCUUCCUAGUCCAAAUCACAUUGGUAACCUGAAUAACGGGAUCGACAAGAGCCAGUUUCCUUCGGAAUAUUGGUCUAAACUGGAGUCGUACUUCUACAAACGCUUUUUAUCGGAACGACCUUUUACUCAUAAAAUUGCCAUGCAGUCAUCGGAAGCUAAUAAACGCACCACAGCUACUAUGGCUUGUCCUGUCAAAUCGUCCGAAUUUAGAUGCGUUGGUAUCAAUGUUUGUCCAUCCAUUCAGGAAGUUGGAGUUCUCUGUUCACAACCAGAAACACGCGAAUUUGGCUGCCUUUUUUAUGAAACCGAGUCGAUGACUAAAGAAUGGUUGAAUCGAGUUUUCCCAAAAAUGGAAGACAAAAAUAAGAAGAUUGUACACAAAGUUAUACGAAGCUUUUAUGAAAGUCGUGAAGAAUUCGUUAGUACUUUGUUAUCAAUUAUUAAAAAGUCUGUUUGUCACGUGGGUAUUCAAUCUCAAAUGGUCAGCCAAUCUCGUGGUUGUUCACCUAUCCUGAAGGAAAUAGAAAAAACAGUCUCGAACCCUAACUUAGUCGGUCAGUCCCUUCAGUCACAGGUCUCUGAGUUUGUCCAGGCCAUGCCUGUUUUAAACAGUCGGUGUACUAUGACAAAACGUCAUCUGGGUGUUAAUGCUGGAUGUCUAACAGAGUCUCCCGUCUUACGUAGUCAAGGUACCUCCCCAGAAAAGGAUUUACGAAGUUUUACUACAUGUGGUGUACAAUACGAAAACAAUGUAGAAUUGGUUCAUAGGGCUUGUGAUCCAAUAUAUCCUGAACUAAAACGUAUCGCAUCAUCAACACAAACACUUGAGUGCAGCAAAAUGGUCACUGACGUUCCUUUACAUAAAAAGGAUAUCAUAGUAAAAUCCUACCGAUCUACAGAAUCCUUUGAGAAGACUGAAAAACUUCCAAGUAUUCAAGAGACAAAUGAUUCGAAUUCUGUUUGCAUUACUAGACCAUCGAGAUGUGAUUCUCCAAGGUUAAGCCAAACAAUGAUUCCAUUAUCGAGACUGCCUUCAUGUACAUCGAGUUAUUCUGAGGGUUAUACUGUAUCUACUGAAAGACGUAUGGUCGAUGAACUUUCACAACGUUAUAUACUCUCGGAUAAAGUAAAUCUAGAUGAACUAAGUUCUGGUGGGCAGACUGCAUUCCAGGAUGUUAUGUCAAAAAGUGUUGAUUUAGGAAGUACUCAUGUUAUAAAAGAAUUCCAACCAACCGUCGAAGUUUUUCAUCAUAUCGGUGAUGAAAUUGAAGAAGUUGAUCCUUCUACUUUGCCAGAUAAAAUGCUAUCCCCAUUUCGAGUAAAUUCACCUCCCGGGUUUCCUCUUUCCCCUGAUUUUAUUAAUUUGAAAUCUGAUCACAGAGUGCGCCAUAGUUCUGGUUUAUCUAACCCAUUGACUUCUGAUCCUCCUACUACGCCACCCGUAUUAAUACCUAUUAUUCAUGGACAAACUGCAAAACUCCCCGAGUCAGUUCCAAAACCAUCAUAUUCCAAAGUUCAUAGUAUGGAAAUUCUGAAACCUACUGCUGUCUCUUGGAUUCCUGUACGUAAUUACCGGUUCAUUUUAUCAAAUGAAGCAAAAAAAGCAUGUGAAUCUUUAAUUGGUUACUAUCAAGCUGAACCAACUGUUGGUAGAGCAGAGGAAAUGAAAGAUAAACUUCUGACUUUAGUGAAAAUUUGGUUUGAACUUGCUGCAGCAUCACAAAUAGACUUACUUAGCAUUGAAGAUUUCAUUGCAAUUCUUCAUGAUCAUUCACCAUCUCUGUUACGCGAUGUAAUUCAAUCCAUCGAUGAAAACAACAGUACCUGUCUGCACUAUUCCGUUGGUCAUGGUGCUUGGCAAGUUGUCAAUCUGAUUUUGGAUACUGGACAUGCUCAUCCAGAUCAUAUUAAUCGAUCUGGAUUCUCACCUAUUAUGAUUGCUACGCUUAGUAAUAUAACUGAUUCUAGUGCUUUAAAAACACUUAGUCGACUAUUCAGUAUGGGUGAUGUUAAUCUCUGCACAAAUACAUCUGCUCGCCAAUCUCCACUUAUGUUAGCUGCAUUACAUGGAGGUGUAGAUAUUUGUUCUUUGCUUAUUGCACAUGGUGCUAACAUAAAUGCUCAAGAUGCUUCUGGUAAUACUGCCUUAAUGUAUGCAAUAGAACACGGUCAUGUCGAUGUCGUAAAAUGUCUCCUUGGUUGUAGAGACUUAGAUUUAACUUUGGUCGAUAACAAUGACAAAAAUGCUCUUGAUGUGGCAAAGUCAAAAAAUGAUUUAGAAAUAUUGAAUUUGAUUCAAUUGGCUUAUAGUGUUCCUUCAAAGGCAACUUCAUCCACCACUGAAAUUUCACCUGGAACCAGAACAUAAGAUACGGGAAAAAUAAUCCAACUAUAAUUUCGGGUUAGCUCAAUCACUUUUUGCUAUUGCUGUGAGCAUAACUUUUCUUUAAUCUAUAUGUUCUGCACGGAGUAUACAAAAAUUUGCACAUACCAAUCCUAUUACUUCCUCUUGAAAAAAAGACAACUUAUUAGCUUUUCACAUUUUUUUUAUAUUUUCGCUAAGUGUAUAAAACAGUUUUCAUCAUUGAUUCAAAUUUAAUUUUUCCACACUUCCCACUUAUUUUUACUAUCACGUUUUUUUCGGUUUUUUACGUGGGAUUAGUUGACUGGUGAUACCUUAAGAUGUGAAAUUCAUUGUAUAAACUACUUUAUGUGUUAAACGAAAGGUUACAUUUUCAUUGUACAAGGUUGAACCACAGUAAAACUUUUCAUCUGUCAUACAGUUAUAGGCAAAGUAGAAUGUGCUUCGACCCAAGUUGUCACAUCUCACAUUAGUACAGUAAGAAAGGAAUUUAGGGAGGAUUUUUUAAUUAAAAAGAGGAUUCAAAUUUAUCAUAAUUAUUCUAAAUCCCAUUUACAGCGAACCGUUUCAGCAUGAAACUUCAUAAUCUAUGAAGUUAUAUCCCACCUACGGUUGUAUGAACAUAUCCAGGUAAACCUAAGCGUUUUCAGAUGUCUGGUCGAAACAUCCACCAUCAAAUCUGAAAUUUACUCUAAGAUUUUCAAUUCCCAGCCUCCAGAAACUUUAAUUUCGAACAAUCUCUGUGUAUCAGUUACAUGUAAAUUUACAUCUUAUUUCACACAUUCAAGCAAAUCUGCUCAGAAAUCAUUUUAUUUAUCCAUUAGAUCGUGAUGUAAUCAUAGGGUUUGUAAUAACCCUGAACUACCAUUUUCUUAGACUGACAUGUCAAUACUUUCUUCUCCUUUUGUUCCAUUUAAUUACUACGACCUUUUAAACGUCGCUAAGAACUAGGGGUUUAAUGCUAUUGUCGAAUUAACACUGUCCCAAGAAUAUAAGCAAAUGCAGAAUAACUGAGAAUAACUUGUUUUACUAUACAACCACCAUCGCAGUAAUGCUAUUUUUCAUUCAUCCUCAUGGUGAUUCUUUCAUAACCGAUGAUUUUAAAUUGUUAACAAAUUUUCUAAGCUUUGAUAACCCGAUAUUAGUUGAUUAAUGCUAAUGUUUUGCCCAUUAAAUCUAGAUCUUUAACAAUCAUGUUGAUUUCCCUUACUGAUAUGUUUCUCUCUUGAUGUGGAUAAGGGUUAUUCGACUUAAUUAACGAGAUUUUUCCAAUGUAAAUUGAGUAAAUAAAAAUCUAACAAAGGGAAUAUUUUUCUUUAUCAUGAAAUGAAUCUUUAUUUUCAUGCCAUUAAAGCACAUGUCCUUCUAUCUUUUAUUUCAAAUUAUUUAUCUUGCCACCAUAUUUAUAAUUUCAGUGAAAUAAUUAUUAUUUUUGAUGUAUAAAAUAUAAUGUCCAGUUAUAGUUUAUCUGUUUGAUUAACUCUUGUAUCAUUUCUGUUGCGUGUGUAUUUGUCCACCCCUAAAAGUAAAGUUUGCUAGAAAAUUAGCAGAUUUCUUAUAAUGUUUUUCACUUUCAUUCUACCUUACUUAAAAAGUCAUAUUCCUAAGAUAUUUACAUAGAUCUUCAUUAUCCCCAUUGUUUGUAUACAAUGAUAGCUAUUUCUUAAAUUUCCAGUAACAUUGUCCCAAAUGAAGCUAUCUGUACAACUUUGAAAUGGGUUCUCAGCGGUAGACUUUAUAAACCUGUUUGCUCUUACAACAUAUUCAUUCUAAGUCGUCAGAUAAUCAAAUAGUUUGGUAAUUCUUUUUAUACAGGUGGUUAUUUUACGCUCUAUUUCUUCGACAAAAUUUAAAAAAUCACUACAACCUGAUUGAAUGAAUACCAAAGUAAAAAACUUGUAGUUUGUAGUUCUGUUAUGACGUGAAAAAUAUUUGCUGCGGAUUAAGAGUAGCGAAUUAUUGAUCGGACCAAAGACGCGCGAAAACUUAGAACGGCCUAGGGUUCUGAUUGGUCCUGCCUUCCUGUAUAACCCGGCCAGUUAAGUCCAGAACACAAGUCACAGCCUCGGAUAUAUGAAUCAUUAUAUUCCAAACAUACUUUGUUUAUAUACCAGUCAAGCAGACCACAACGUACCAUAAAUUAGAAAAUAACAUUGUACAAUAAUGGCCAGUAGGAAAAUGACACGUUAAACAAAUAUUGACCAAUAAGAUUAUACCAUUCCAUGUCCAAGGAUAGCAUUAGGCUUAACAGGAUAAUUUUUGGGAUAUUUUCCUGAAUAUCCUAACAAGUUCUACCUCAGUUGCUGAACAAUUUUACUUUAAAGCUAUCUUUACUUAUAGUAUUUUUCUUGCCACUUACUUUCAAAUUUCAAUAAAUAAGUUCAUCGUUCAGAUGAUAAUUGAAACUACUCUUAAGCCCUUUAUUCAAAUAUAUUAUCUACAACAUAAACUGAAUAAAUAAAUACUCAAAUCUUCACUGUUAUUAUAAAUUCAUACAAUUAUUCGUCAAUUUUAGAACGAAUAGUUUGACAAAAAUUGUACGCCGAGUAUAAUAUUAUUAUAAAUGUUUGGUCACUAGGUUAAGGGAUACGCUUAAAAUUAUUGAAACAGGUCUGUAAUAAUGUAUAGCCAAUAGAAUUUUAUUUAUUCUACUGGCCCUUGGUUCCUGUUUAGGUACCAUUUCGCAUAAUUAAUGAAAUUUUCCUGAAGUUUAUUUCACUCCUUGUUUCUAUUGCUUGAAUUUCUUUACAGAUAUGCUGUUGAACGAAGAAAUACACAUAAAUUACUGUUAGACCUAUGUGACUUACAUCAAAUUCCCAUCCCAAAACCAAUUCAAUAGUGUUUGUAGUUACUAUUUAAUAUUAAUUUACUUCUUUUGUUUUGAAAUAUUUCUUUUUUUCCCAUAUUAAUACCAUUUAUUCAGUACUUUAUUUUGUUUGAUUGUUUAAUAACUCCUACACUUCCUGUUUCUUGUAUUGGGAUCAUUCCUUUUUUUCAAUUUUUGCAAUUACUACACUACAUUUUAUGAAGGCUGUGUAUCUUUAUUCUUUAAAACAAUUAUAUUAAAAUAUUGUAUACUAAUUAUUAGCCGGCUUGUUUACUAAUUCUAUAUUUAUUUUAUAAGCUUUAUUAUGUUAUUGUUUUCGGAUAUUUUUAUAUUUACAAUUUAUUUAUACUUAUCAGUUCAUUACUACAGUUGUUGUAUUUUAUAUUUUAUGAUAGUGUAUGUUCGUCAUCAUUAUGUAUUUGCCAAAAUAGUAUUCGCAACAUUUUAAAGUGAUAAAUUGUUUGUAUACCUUAUAUAAUACACUACCUUUUCUUUAUCCCACCU